UGAGGAGAAGCUCUUCGCGAACUUUCUCUUUCUCCCUUGGCCCGAACUAUGCCUGACUCCCUCAUAGGAGUUGGGUAGUGUACGCAAGAGAAGAAAACCCUUGCAGGCCAGUGCCGCGGCAAACUGGUCCUACUUCCGACUCCCGGGCUCCGGAAGGUAGCGCGCAAGCGCCCCCUGCGACUCCGGCGCAGUUGACUUCCGCUCCCACUGUGCUCUGCGAGCCGAAUCAUGGAUCACACUGACAAUGAGCUACAAGGCACUAAUAGUUCUGGAUCACUGGGUGGUCUUGAUGUUCGAAGAAGAAUUCCUAUAAAGCUGAUCUCUAAACAAGGGAACAAGGCCAAAGCUGCACCGCGCACUCAGAGGACUGUAAACAGAAUGCCUGCAAAGGCUCCACCUGGCGAUGAAGAAGGAUUUGAUUAUAAUGAAGAAGAACGGUAUGACUGUAAGGGGGGUGAACUGUUUGGAAGUCAGCGAAGAUUUCCUGGACACCUUUUUUGGGACUUUCAGAUAAACAUCCUUGGUGAAAAGGAUGAUACACCAGUUCAUUUCUGUGACAAGUGUGGAUUGCCUAUUAAGAUUUAUGGGCGAAUGAUUCCAUGCAAGCACGUGUUUUGCUAUGAUUGUGCUAUUUUACAUGAAAAAAAGGGAGAUAAGAUGUGUCCAGGCUGUAGUGAUCCUGUGCAGCGAAUUGAGCAGUGUACACGGGGUUCUCUCUUCAUGUGUAGCAUUGUUCAAGGGUGCAAGAGAACAUAUUUGUCUCAGAGAGACUUACAGGCUCACAUCAACCACCGCCAUAUGAGAGCUGGAAAACCUGUUACCCGUGCUUCACUUGAAAAUGUUCAUCCUCCUAUUGCCCCACCACCAACUGAAAUCCCUGAUCGUUUUAUAAUGCCGCCAGACAAGCACCAUAUGAGCCAUAUUCCGCCAAAGCAGCACAUCAUGAUGCCACCACCUCCUUUGCAACAUGUGUCACAUGAGCACUAUAAUCAGCCACAUGAGGAUAUUCGUGCUCCUCCAGCAGAAUUGCCCAUGGCUCCACCUCCACCUCGUUCGGUCAGUCAGGAAACCUUUCGUAUUUCAACAAGAAAACACAGCAAUUUAAUAACUGUCCCUAUUCAGGAUGACUCAAAUUCAGGUGCUAGAGAACCACCACCUCCUGCCCCAGCACCUGCUCACCAUCAUCCUGAAUAUCAGGGUCAACCAGUGGUAUCACACCCUCAUCAUAUUAUGCCUCCACAGCAACAUUAUGCACCACCCCCUCCUCCUCCACCACCAAUAAGCCAUCCAAUGCCACAUCCUCCCCAGGCUGCAGGUACUCCUCACUUGGUUUAUAGCCAAGCUCCACCUCCACCAAUGACCUCUGCUCCACCACCAAUAACCCCUCCCCCUGGACAUAUUAUUGCCCAGAUGCCACCUUAUAUGAAUCAUCCUCCUCCAGGACCUCCACCACCUCAACAUGGUGGUCCACCUGUAACUGCACCCCCUCCUCACCAUUAUAAUCCUAACUCUUUACCCCAGUUCACUGAAGAUCAAGGAACUCUGAGCCCUCCAUUUACACAACCAGGGGGAAUGAGUCCUGGUAUAUGGCCUGCACCAAGAGGGCCGCCGCCGCCUCCACGAAUGCAGGGUCCGCCUUCUCAGACCCCACUUCCUGGACCACAUCAUCCUGAUCAGACAAGAUAUAGACCAUAUUACCAAUGAUAAUAGUAUUUGCAACUGAAGACAUGGAAAAAAUUAUGUAUAGUCAAUCUUUUAAUUAAGCUUUGACUGUUUUGGGAAGGAAAAGCACCUCUUAUUGAGGUGGCUAUAAAACUCUUAGGGUCUUGUCUCUUAAAAUAUUUUAAAUCUCCACCUUAGGAUUGAUUUCAAGUGCUAUACUGUAGUGCAGAUAAGUGGCUCGGGAGAGCACAGCUAUAUUUUAACAACUUUGUUCCCCUAGUGUGGUAAAUUGAGGUGAUCGUUUGUAAAAAAUUAGAAAAACAUUUUUAUUGUUCCACUUUCAAGAACACUGCUUUUGUUAAACCCAGUUUCAUUUUUCUUGUGAUACAUUUUGUUAACCUGUGUAAAAGGAUUAAAUUUCAAUAUGGUUGUAAAAAUGCUAUUUUUAUGUGAAUUUAAGUGCAGCCACAUACUGUUUUUUAAAACCAUAUGUUUUACCACUAAUUUCCCAAAGUUACAAUAAAAUCCUAAAAGUAAAAAUCUACUAGAAUUUACUGUAAGGCAGACUGUUAAAUGGUAGAAAAUUUACACAUUUUAGGCACUGAAAUUUUGAGGUAUAAAGUAUAUAAUGCACUUCACUUGGAUGCCUUUUCAUUUGUAGGCAGCCUCAGGAGCACCGAAAUACAACGAAAUUCCAGUAUUGAGAUAUAUUUAUGUUUGUAAUAUAUAAGGCAUUACUAAUUAUUUGGAAAGAUAAGGCCAAAAUAGUAGGCUCUGUAGGCUUCAGGUUCUUGGGGGAUGCUGUUACUCAUUAAUGCUUUUUAAUGAAUGGUUGGAAUCACAUGAUUCACCACACUUAGUAAUCUUAGUAACGUUACAUAGCACUGUUUAAAUGGUGUUCUUUAGAUGAAGUGAGUUCUACUCUGUUCAUUGUCUUAAACUAAAUAUUUAGGGCUUAAUAGGCUUUAUGUAUUCCUCAUUUCAUGACAGCUUGAUCCUGUGCUUAAGUGGGGUCUUGUUUCUUGGGUUUUAAGUUACAGUUUGAAUGCCAUGGAGGAAUCUGAAUACUGUAUUAAUGAAGGACAUUCUUGUAGUCACAAACUUCCAUUGCUCAGGUUUCAUUACUGUGUGAUAAGGGUUCUUUAACUUGAAAUUUUAAAACUAUUAAUGAUUUCCUUUUUCUUUUAUUGGUUAAGCAGUCUAAAACUUGGGAUAUUUUAACAUGGAGUCAGCAGUGAAGAUUACCAGAUGAUUUUGUAUUGGAGAAGAGAAAAGUAAUGACUAAAUUAUGAAUUUCAGUGCUUUAUAAGGUGCCUUUAGAGUCAGCUUUUGCAUUAUAGGGGCUUGUUAUAGUCCACCUAAGAUGACCACUCAGUUUCUACAGAAUUCAUGUACAAUUCAUUAUUCAUAGGAUGUUACUAUAUAUCCUUUGAAUAAACCCCUGUGAAGUAUUUCCUCCCCCUAAAAUGGUGCAUAAUAUAAACAUGAAAUGUGUAGUAUGCAGAUAUCCUUUAUUGAAUAGUUUGUAGUGUAUAAAUUUAGAACAUUUCUUUUUGACAAAGGGUGAACUGAUUGCUAAUUUACCAUUUAAUUAUGUCAGGUACAGGCAAAACAGUUUCUCAUCUUGAAUAAUCAGAUGCUAAGUCAUCUGUGAACUUAGAGCUGAAGUUAGAAAUAAUAUAAAUGGCCAUUUCAACCUUGACCAGUCAAAAAUAACUACAACACACUUUUAAAAAUGAUUUUUCACCAUUUAAUUAUGUCAGGUACAGGCAAAACAGUUUCUCAUCUUGAUUAAUCAGAUGCUAAGUCAUUUAUGAACUUAGAGCUGAAGUUAGAAAUAAUAUAAAUGGCCAUUUCAACCUUGACCAGUCAAAAAUAGCUACAACACACUUUUAAAAAUGAUUUUUCACACCUGUCAAUUUGAGAGUCCAGUGUUAAUGUAAUAUUUCUGGUGAGAAAUUUUUGUUAUUAGAAGCAUGGAAGUGAAAUAGUGUGAAAAGUUGGUGGUGAGUGCUUCUAUCAAAUUACUGUAGGUACUCGGACUGGUGCAAACUUGAUUCCCUUUCAUGCUAAUAUAUAGGAACUGUUAUAAAGUGGUAUCGAAAAUCUAAUACCAUUCUUUGUUUCAUGUAAUAAGAGAAUAGCCAAAUUCAUUUUAGAGCUCAACUAUUUAUGAAGAACUGUUCUGUUUUAUUGAAAUUUGCUAGAGUUGAAUGUGGUUAUGAAACCACUUAGCCUAUAUGUAUUGGACAUAAAAAAAAUAGUAUCAUGAUAAAAUCCCACAUAUUAAGAGAAUUCUAGGCUUUUAAAAAUGAUUUAUUUUCAUUUAGGUUUAAGAAAUACAAGUUAUGCAAGGAGGCAAAUCAGAUGAAUGUGUUGUAACAGACACAAUUUUUAAAUGUGUUAGACUUGAAUUCAUUCAGUUAUUGUUUGAAUGAGGGUGGGUGGGUAUAAGGAUAACAAAAUUACUGCUAGUGUUUCUUUCUUUGAAGAAAAAAGAUGUGAAUUCCAGCCGUAUUUCAGGGAAGCCUUUGAAACUAUAAUGGACACAGUCUAAAUUAAAUGUAUGUAUGUUUCAUUAUAUUGCUCUUAAGACUACUGAGGUGGCAGUUUAAUUCUUAAAAACAAUAAAAUGGAAGCAUAAAUACUAUUUUGCCUAAAUGAGUUUUUACCUGACGAUGACACGUUUGGGGGAAUGCAGAAUUUUCCAUGUUUCUGUUGAUAGAAUUUUUACAGACAAUUAGACUCACUUUUGGAGAUUAAAUGAGCAAGUUGAAUGUUAAAUUUCUUCAGUGGCAUGUUUGUUCAAAGUUAUAUAGUAUUUGGGGAAAUAGUUGCAAAGAUCAUAUGUCCAUUUUGCCCUUUGAAAACCACUGGCUCAAUUAUUUUGUAAAUACUAACUAGAUACCACUGAACAUUCAAUGGAAAAGAUACUUGAACAUAUUUUUAAACUCACAUAGUGAACUUACUGUGUGAAGUAUACAGAGAUGCUCUAGGCUUGGUUCUAACAUACUGGAAGAGUACCUUUCAUACACCUUUUUGGAAAAGCCCUGUAGUCCUAUUUAAAAAAAAAAAUUGUGAAAAGUCCUGUAAAUACAUGGAAAAAACUCACGAAUAUCUAAAACAGAUACUUUUCUAGUUAAUAGAUUAGCCAUCAAAUUGGUAUAUUUAUGUUAAUUGAAGCUUAACCAUAUUUAUACGUUUUCUGAAGUGAAUAUUUUUCACUGUAACUAAUUUUUUAAACUGUGACCUUGAAACCAAGCAGAAUUAUUGUAAUUUAUGCAUAAUCUAAUAAAACAAUAGUGGAUAUCCUAGACUUAAAGAGGAGAGGGAGGUUAGCCACUUAAAAUACUUAGUAGUAGUGAUACUAAUAAAAACAUUUGGAUUUUCAAAUAUUUUUGUUUUGAUUUAUGCCCUUUCAAUUUCCCAUCAUUGAGGGAAAAGGUGUUAUGUAGAAUUCUUUUUUAAAGGAUUUUAUUUAUUAAUUUUGUGACAGGAAGGGAGGGAAACAUUAACAUGUGGUUCCCUCUCAAGUGCCCUGCAACCCAGGCAUGUGCCCUGACCAGGAAUCAAAUCAGUAACCCUUUGGUUUGCAGCCCAGCACUCAAUCCACUGAGCUACACCAGCUGGGGCUUAAGGUGGAGUUCUUAAAUGAACGUUUCAGUGUUCAAGUUUCAUUGUCCCAUCUCCCUAUCUUUAAGAAUUUUAAGGCAUUACAGAAUCAAAGGAUUGAAACGAACAGUGAUAGAUCUUGGGUUUAGCUCUCACAUUGGACAGGAUCAUGCCAUUUUAAAAAUCUAGCAUUUUGAAACGUUAAUUUAUUACCUCAGAGUAUUCCAUUUUUAUUUUUAGUAGUUGUAAGCACAGUUUCAGACUAUAUUUAAAUCCAUUUCUUACUCUACCUUUAAAAUUGUCCUCCCUUUGCUUCCAGAUUGAAAAAUCGUACUCCCUUUUCUUGCUGUGUUCUUUCCAAAACCUCUUAUUUUUGUUUUUAAAUCUGCACUCAUUUUAACGACGCAAGUGAUACAUCUUUUAGGGAAAAAUGUAAUAUUACAAAUAAAGCUGAAGGUCCCCUUGACCACUGAUGCAGUGAACAUUAUCCUUCCAGAGGUAACUACUGUUACAAUUUUGUUGUGUAUAUCUAGUAAUUGUAGUUACAGAGCUGACAUCUAAAUAGGCUUCAUGCUCUGGUUAAGCAUAUUAAUCCAUGGUAAAUGUAAUUUCAUGAUCUGUACUCAAUAAAUAUAUACUG
Artibeus jamaicensis (Jamaican fruit-eating bat) is the source of this 5914-nucleotide messenger RNA. It is a transcript of the gene CBLL1, whose product is annotated as Cbl proto-oncogene like 1. The coding region runs from base 229 to 1704 and encodes 491 amino acids. Lineage: Eukaryota; Metazoa; Chordata; Mammalia; Chiroptera; Phyllostomidae. The transcript has 6 exons. Gene Ontology annotation, biological process: regulation of cell adhesion; protein ubiquitination. Gene Ontology annotation, molecular function: ubiquitin protein ligase activity. The record is from RefSeq and is a predicted model, not a curated record.